GCUGCCUCGAGACGCUAGUGCAAAAGUCUCACGGCCAGCACUCUCGUAUCAUCAUUUCCGAGGUCUUCAAGUACCUGGACAGCCACCUGCAGUGGCAGCCCAACCAAUUGUGCGUCGACGUCGUCACGGCAGUUAUCAGCCGACUGCAGACGCAGGACCAGAACAUGGUUAUAGUCGAGACCUUGGCCUUCCUGACCGACGGCACCCUGUCGUCACACAUGUACCUGGAGAGCGGCCGUCACCGAGAAAAUAGCGUGCUCGCGAGCAUGGAGAAGGACACGGCCGAGCACGGCGCGGGCGAUUCGGGCAAGACCAGCAACCGGCGGACGUGCAUCAUUCGCAUUCUCGAAAGCAUGUUUUGCCAGCCCUACGUUCUGGUCGGCAUAUCGGUCAUGGAGGCUCUCAACGUGUUGGUCACCUUUUUGCUCGAGACCGUCGCUGGCGACCGGCCUGCAAUGCCCGACUACAGCCUUUUCGAGUCCGCAUUGACCACUGCCACAAGCCCCGCGGCUGCUGCUGUUUCGGACGGCCCCGGCCUCAUUGAUUCGACUGGCCCGCUCUCGGACUAUUACCACCUGCUGGCCGCGAUCGGCGGCCUGGCCAUGCACCAGUACUACAGUAGCCAGCUGGCAGACAUGGUCGGCUACUUGGUGUCGCAGAUGCAGCUGGGGGAUGAAUCGGGGUCUACUCAGAGGCAGCAGUGGCUCCUGCAGGCCGCAGACCCGGGGUGGGCCAGCGCGUGGAGCCCGGGGCUGGUCGACGCAGUGUAUUGCAAGCUGAGCGGGUCGCUGGUCCGUGCGUACGCCUACCAGCCCACUGCGCUGCGCUCUGCGCCUACGCCGCGACAUUAGCCAUUUUUUGCGAGCUCAUUGACAUACAGGGCGCAAACAGCGUGUACAACACAGUUUGGGCGCUUGACGAGGCUACGCCCGCGCAGGAGAACAGUUCUUG
Molecule: messenger RNA, 951 nt
Organism: Kickxella alabastrina
Lineage: Eukaryota; Fungi; Kickxellomycota; Kickxellomycetes; Kickxellales; Kickxellaceae
Exons: 2
Coding region: 165-851 (228 amino acids)
Source: RefSeq, a predicted model, not a curated record